Dimorphilus gyrociliatus is the source of this 1524-nucleotide messenger RNA. The record is from the annotation of a GenBank genome assembly. NCBI's taxonomy places the organism in Eukaryota, Metazoa, Annelida, Polychaeta, Dinophilidae.
AGUGCAGUCGUUCGUCCGACACGUUCGCUUCGUCGAUUUCAAUCGUUUGUCGUUCCGUGAAUUCUCUGUUAUUUUUUUCUACAGGCAUGGACGUAGCCGGGUGGAGGACUACGGACUAUGAAAUGAGAAAACGAUCACUUCCAGGAACUGAUUCAGUCUCUACAACAUCCAACUCCCCAUCGGAUUCCUCGUCGGCCAACGGGGAUGAACCUACGGCGGCUAAAAGGCAGCGAACAUCAUCAACACUCGGUAAGAGAAACGGAGGACAACGGCGGAGGAAAGCCCUAAAUGCAAGGGAAAGAAACCUCAGACGAUUGGAAAGUAACGAAAGAGAAAGAAUGAGAAUGCAUUCGCUGAACGACGCCUUUCAAGGAUUGCGAGAAGUGAUCCCUCACGUAAAGAUGAGCCGGAAAUUAUCAAAGAUUGAGACCUUAAUGCUAGCCAAGAAUUAUAUAAUGGCGUUAACAAACGUCGUUUGCGAUAUGAGGGGUGAAAGCCCUAUGUACGAAUUAGGUGAAACGAAAAACCAACCCGGGCUACCCUCUUCAAAGAAAGAAAAUAUAGGAAGUUAGAAGGUAUAGCUGGGUGUUGGAAGAGGACAUAAGAACAUAAUCCAAGGAUGUUUAUUUUUUUGACCAGUUAAGAAACAAAAAAAAUACAAAAAACUGCCACAAUCCUCACAAUGCAUCAAGUUGGGAAAACUUUUGCCCCCAAAAAUAAUCCUAGUGUUGUUCUUUGUUUUAUCGAAAAUGUUUUAUUUUGCGAAUCUUAAAUUUUAAAUAUGUUAUUGAAAUGACAACAAAAAACCGAAGAGAGUCCUCUAUUUAGCCAUAAUUAUGUACAGAAAAUCUGUCUGUAUAAGCUGUAUAUAUAUAGGCUGACUAUAUACUGAUUAUGUAAAAAGCGACAUAAAAUUACUUAUGUUAUUUAUCUAUCAUUAUGAAAUUGUUCUUUGAUUGUUCAUCUCUUUCAAAUUUUACAUUCUAUUGCUUUUAUUCUUAUUUUUUGAAGGCCAUUUUCUGAAAAGGUAACCGAUUUAAAAAAGGAAGAAACCUCACAUUUUAAACAUUCCAGCCAGUACGAUAAUGAAUAAGAUAUAUAUACAUGUAUUUAUAUAUGUCCUAUAUACACAUAAUAUUGUUUAUUCGCUAUUUAGACCUAACAAAAGAGCUUCCAUCGUUCCAUAACUUUAAAUAUUUCCUUUGUUUAUCAUUUUUUGCUUUGUUUUGUUCUUAGAAGAAUUUUUAUUUGCAUUCCAAGUUGUUUUCUGUGCACACCUAUUGCCUCUCAAUAGAGUCCUUGAAAAUGUAUAUAUAUAUAUACUAAUAUAUAUAUGUAUACAUAAAUAUAUAUCUAACAUAUAGGGACAUGUAUUGACAUCUAAGUUUUCCUAUGUUCUAUAUGUACAGUGCCUGCUCCAAGUUACAAUUAUACGCAUUUCAUCAUCAAAAAAUAUUUACAUAGGCGUAUUUAUCUCGAAGAGCAAGUGCUGUACAUAGAUAAACAACCAUAUAUAUAUAUAUG